GUUUAGGGUGAAGAUCUGAUGAAGGUGAAAGUUGAGGUUGAAGUAGAAGAGACGUAUGUGAGGGAUGAUCAGCAAUGUACGGAGGAGGCUGGAACGAUGAGGACACUCAUAGAGGAGGAUGGAACAACAAGGACGCUCAUAGAGGAAGAUGGAGUCAUCAGGGCAAUCAAAGAGGAGGACAUUCCUACGGAGAUCAGCACAGGUUGUAAGAUGGAAGAUGAGGACAUCACAGCAGAUUGUGCGGGAGAAGAGACAAUGAGCUCAGCUAUGGAUGGUGGACUUCACAGUGUGGAUAGACCAUGGAGUCCCUCUGACUCUGAGCAACCUCAUCCUGUGGGGGAUGGUGCCGGAAUUCAGGAGGAGAAGACAUUUCCCUGUGCUGAGUGCGGGGAAAGUUUUACCUCUGAAUCAGAUCUUUGCGUACAUCAGAGUUCUCACAUGGGUGACAAGUUUCUUUACUGUUAUGAGUGUGGGAAAUGUUUUCUUUUUAAAUUUGCGCUCAUUAACCAUUAUAGAUCUCAUACGGGGGAGAAGCCAUAUUCCUGCCCAGAGUGCGGGAAAUGUUUUUCACAAAAGUGCCAACUUAGCCAACACCAGAGAUUACACACGGGGGAGAAGUCAUAUUCCUGUUCUGAGUGCGGUAAAUGUUUUUCACUAAAGUGCCAUCUUACCCAGCAUGAGAGAUUGCACACGGGGGAGAAGCCGUUUUCUUGCCCUGAGUGCGGGAGAAGUUUUUCACACAAGUCCAGUUAUAUCAGACAUCAGAGAUCUCACACGGGCGACAAACCUUUUGUCUGCACUGAGUGCGGCAAAUCUUUUUCAGCGAAGUCCACUCUUAACUUACAUCAGAGAUUACACACAGGCGAGAAGCCGUAUUCCUGCCCCGAGUGUGGGAAAUCCUUUUCACAAAAGGCCCAUCUUGCCAGUCAUCAGAGUUUGCACACGGGCGAGAAGCCAUUUCCGUGCACAGAGUGUGGGAAGUGCUUUCUUCAUAAAUCCAAACUGCUCAAACAUUACAAAUCUCACGUGGGGAAAAAGCCAAAUUCCUCCCCAGAGUGAGGGAAAUGGGUUUUACAAAAGAACC
This is a messenger RNA of Nanorana parkeri, 1084 nucleotides long. Its product is annotated as gastrula zinc finger protein XlCGF52.1-like. The record is from RefSeq and is a predicted model, not a curated record. NCBI's taxonomy places the organism in Eukaryota, Metazoa, Chordata, Amphibia, Anura, Dicroglossidae. The transcript has 3 exons. Gene Ontology annotation, molecular function: DNA-binding transcription factor activity, RNA polymerase II-specific; RNA polymerase II cis-regulatory region sequence-specific DNA binding. Gene Ontology annotation, biological process: regulation of transcription by RNA polymerase II. Bases 19 to 1059 code for a protein of 346 amino acids.